UGGUUGUAUGCCCAUUCUUUUGCAUGCACACGAAUCGUAAAUGCACAAACUCUACCGUGUCUAUACAUGUAUACAGAUAUAGGAAUGAACUAGGUAUAUAAUCGUUAUUUGGUGUUUUACGUGUCAUAUGCGACUAUUCAGGAGAGGUACAUCUCUCCUAAUAAAAUUGAUGUUGAUUUCAAAGAUCUGAAACUGUACACCUUCAUCAUUUUUGUUAAGUUUGCUUCGAAGUGUGUAAAACCGGAAAAUCAUUCCCUGGAUUAAACUGCAUCAGUACCAGAGGCCCAUCGAAAUCGUCCCCAGCGCCUCCAGAAUAGGCAGCCCGUCUUGUUUUCGAGGUCCGCCGUGACACACCUCCUGAACCCGUGUUACAUAAUUUACGCUGUGAAUAAAGUAAGCAUCGUCCACCUGUUCGUUCACUCAACGUGCUGGUCAAACGAUGUCAGGUGACGUGUUUCACCAUGGACACACCUCACAGGUAGCUUUAUCUGAACAGGAUGAACUCGACAUCGAACGAGGUAAAUCAUCCGAUCCUCUUCCCUCAUCGACGUCAAAGACGGCCUCUUCACCUAUCAAGCUCUCUGAGAUCAAUGCGGCACCACGUGACGGGUACGAUAGCGUGAACGGAGUCGUGGUUGAUGAUGUUUCACCUGAUCUUGAUUGUGGAUGGUUUAGUUGUCGACCUGGGUGGUUACAGCACCUCAGAAAGCCACCUUUUCUUCUAGUUUCUCUUUGCUUCGCAACCAUUCUCCAAGGUAUGAUAGUAAAUGGCUUUACCCCCAGCUCUAUCACAUCGAUAGAACGUCGCUUUCUACUUUCCAGUCAGAGCACGGGUAUUCUUGUGAGCGUUUACGAUUUUACCAACAUCAUCUUCGUGCUCUUUGUAGUGUACGUAGGAGGGCGUGGUCAUAAGAUCCGAUGGGUGGGCGUUGGCUGUGUUCUGAUUGGUGUAUCCGGUAUUCUGUACGCUCUACCCCAUUUUACAACUCCACCUUACUCCUAUGUGGAUGCUAUCAGCAGUGGUAAUAAUGGAUCCUCUAGUAGUGGGGUGUGUAACCGCAAUAGAAGUGGAGAGGAUGACGCAUGUUCGUCGAGUGGUGGUGGUUCGGAUUCGAACCUUUCGAACUACAUCUACCUUUUCUGUGCAGCACAGGUGGUUGCUGGAAUAGGAUCUCUGCCUCUGUACACGUUGGGUCUUACUGUUAUGGACGAAUCUAUAUCCAGCAAGGCGUAUGGACCUUACUUCGGGACGUUUUUCGCAUGUGUUGUUCUUGGACCUGGUCUAGGAUUCAUCUUAUCCGGUUCAUUUUUAGACAUUUUCACAGAGAUAACCAUUCCUGAGGGUGUAAUGUUAUCACCGUCUGAUCCAGGUUGGGUUGGAGCUUGGUGGCUAGGAUUCAUCAUAGUUGGUUGCACCAUAAUCCUCUUGAUUAUACCCUUCAGUCUCUUCCCAAAAGAGUUUCCAACAACUGCUAGGAUCCGGGCAGAGAAAUCUGUCGAAGCUCAUGCCAAUUCCGGUUUGGACAUAACAACACGAGCUGGUUUUGGAGAGCGACCGUCAGACCUUUUGAGGGCGCUUCGCUACCUGUUGACCAACCCUACCUUUGUGUUCACGUGUUUAGGAGGGGUAGCUGAUGCCCUCCUCAUUAAUGGGUUCAAUGCUUUCCUGCCAAAGGUCUUCGAGAAUCAGUUCUCUCUUUCAGCUGGAUUCGCUACAAUAGUGACAGGUGUCCUGAGUAUCUUUGGAGGGUUCUUUGGCUCCCUGUCCGCUGGGUUCGUACUCAGGCGGUUCAACCUGAAGAUCCGAGGCUUACUCAAACUAAUAGCAGCAGCAAACCUUAUUUCAGGAUUGUUAACUUUCAUCUUUCUUUGGCAUUGUCCCCAGCAGAAUCUAGCUGGUGUUACAGAGCCAUAUACCAACACGAAAGGAAACACCGGAACAAACUUGACAUCUGAAUGCAAUUCUGACUGCUCCUGUGCCGCGGAACAGUUUCUCCCAGUAUGUGGUGGAAAUGGUAUAAACUAUUUCACACCUUGCCAUGCAGGCUGUGAUGUAAACUCUGGAAAUGGGACCUACACAGAGUGUACAUGUCUAGAAGGACCAUUGGAGACUGUGGAAUCCGGGUUGUGUCAGACAUCAUGCAGCUAUCAACCCUAUAUCUGGUCCGUACUCGCUGCCGCGUUCGUCUUCAUAGUCUUCUUCGCUCAGAUUCCAGAGCUCAAUGUCAUCCUCAGAUGUGUACCUGAUUCUCAAAGGUCAAUGGCUGUUGGACUUACUUCACUACUGAAACGUGGGCUAGGUUCAGUUCCAGGACCUAUCAUAGUUGGUGCUGUGAUAGACCAAGCCUGUAUUCUCUGGCAGGACGUAUGUGGAACACGUGGUUCUUGCUGGAUCUACGACAAUGCAAGCUUAUCCUGGAGACUGACCGUUAUAGCACUGGCUCUUAAAGCAGCAGCUUGCUGUAUGUAUCUCAUUGCUAUGGUAUGCUACAGACCGGCUUUAGUGCAGGACAAUGAGGUUUCCGGCAGAGAAAACAAAGGUGCAAACUUUGAAAAGGACAUUAAUUGAUUCAACCACCCCAUUGAACUAUUGUAGCUGUAGAUGCCGCUGACGUCAUGUGUUAUAUAUAUAUAUAUAUAUAUAUAAU
Molecule: messenger RNA, 2648 nt
Organism: Lytechinus variegatus (green sea urchin)
Lineage: Eukaryota; Metazoa; Echinodermata; Echinoidea; Temnopleuroida; Toxopneustidae
Product: solute carrier organic anion transporter family member 4A1-like
Exons: 12
Coding region: 440-2569 (709 amino acids)
Biological process (GO): sodium-independent organic anion transport; transmembrane transport
Cellular component (GO): membrane
Molecular function (GO): protein binding
Source: RefSeq, a predicted model, not a curated record